AUGUUAGCGGUGCGUGAAGCAGAGCACAAGCCUACUGGGACCUCACUGGCUUGGCUUGACCAGAAAAGGCAGGAGCUAACGGAGAGGGAAACCCAUGUGUCUGCUGCACGGGAACAAUUUGUGCAGGCAGCGAGCAAAAUUAUUGACAAUUACCAUAUCCAAGUGGAGAAGAGAGAGGCCAUUCUGCACUUGACAAAGGAUGCGUUUGAAAAGGUGCUUAAAAUCUAUACCUGGACGCCUGACUGGGCCCUGAAAUCCGUAGGUGCUACAAUUGAUGUGGAGAGGACCUCCAAGAGUUAUGGUGGGAAAGUCAGGAAGAAGUGGUGGAUUUUUCCACUCUUUUCUUUUGCAAAACAUCCGGAGACUAUACUGCAGCCCAGUAUCUCCCCAGGCGACUGCUGGGCCUUCCGAGGAUCUAAGGGACAUGUUGUCAUUCGGUUGCCGGUGAGAAUCUGGCCAACAGCUUUCACCAUCUGGCAUAUCUCGAAGGCAGUCUCUCCUUCCGGGGAAGUCAGCAGCGCCCCAAGAGAGUUUGCCGUCUCUGGAGUGGAUGAGGACAAAACAGAAACUCUCCUUGGGCUAUUCAUCUACGAUGUGGACAGAGUGAUUGCUCAGACCUUCCACGUGCAGAAGGAGCCUCCCAGAACCUUCCGCCAUAUCAAACUGGAGGUGCAAAGCAACUGGGGCAACCCAGAAUACACCUGCAUCUAUCGAGUGCAGGUUCAUGGGCAGACAGAAAAGCCACAAGAGUUUAUUAAACAAGAAUAAUAACAUUAAAAAGAUGUGGCAGCUCAGUUUCAGCCAACCUUGAGGGUCAUACCUGAAGCAGUGUACUGGGUUUACGUGACAAGGCGUUGGUAGCUGGAGGGGGCUGCAGAGAUGUUCCGAGUUUUAAAUUGGGCGUCGCUGCUGUUUUGCAGCCACUCGCCAAGGCAGCCACCCCCUGACGAUAUAAAGGCAGUCCCUAGGGAAGGCCAUGACCCAGGAAUGCUGCAGACAGAACAUGCAAACAGGACAGGCUUGGCAGUUAGCACCGUCAGUUUCCGCGGGGCAGGGAGGAGCACAGGGAGUGUCCUAUCCUCCCCUUCCCACCUCCCUUUCUCUUCCUCCCCUCUCCUCUGGGAACUUUGCCUCUUACAACUUAUAAUUUUAGCGAGGAAGCUACCACAGAGAGUACUAGGGAGCCUGCUGGUUUGCCAUGGUUGGACCCCAGCAGAAGGCUGUUGUCAAGAAAAAUGAAUGGAGACCCAGACAGAGGCCCCACACAAACAUGCGAGUGCACAGGGCUCGGGCUGCAGCGAGUGCCAGAGCCUGGCCCUUGCAGUGCAGGGCGGCAGAGACAACACCUGCAUCAGAUGCAACCAGGUGAAUGAUUUACUCAGCCUAGUGGCUGACCUGAAGGAAGAGAUGGAGAGGCUGAGGAGCAUUAGGGAGAGUGAGAGGGAGAUAGAUUGGUGGAGCCAGUCCCUAGCAGCCCUGAGGCUUAGGCAGCCAGCAGAGGCUCCAUGAGAAGCCCAUCACCCCCUACCGCCUUGCGAGCAGGUAAUAGGAGGGGACCAGCAGGCAGACAGAGCUCCUGCUACAGAGAACCCCCUCUCCUCUCCUCUCCUCCCCUGAACAAUGAUGGUGAUGAACUGGGGGACAGGGGACAAUGGCAAAAGACUGAUCAAUGGCUCAACGUUACACGCGUAGCAGGUGCACCUGCCCGGUGGUUCCCCUGCCUCCCCAGCUGCCCCUGCAGAACUGGUACGCUGCUCUGCGAGGACAACUGGACAGUGGUGAGGAUGAUGGCUCUUCCUACUUGGAGGUAUCACCAAAUCUAAUCAGACUACCCACUGCAUUAAAACCUCCUCAGUAAAAAGAAGGUUUUUGUUGUUUCAGGCAGGCAGUGAUGAAAUGGGAAGACCUUCUACUAAGGACUAUGAAGAAGGACUUCAGAGGCUUGGGGAGACUGGC
Messenger RNA from Oxyura jamaicensis (ruddy duck), 1956 nucleotides. RefSeq names its product sperm-associated antigen 4 protein-like. The transcript is spliced from 7 exons. Gene Ontology annotation, biological process: nuclear envelope organization. Gene Ontology annotation, cellular component: nuclear envelope; meiotic nuclear membrane microtubule tethering complex. Gene Ontology annotation, molecular function: protein-membrane adaptor activity. The record is from RefSeq and is a predicted model, not a curated record. Lineage: Eukaryota; Metazoa; Chordata; Aves; Anseriformes; Anatidae. Bases 1 to 768 code for a protein of 255 amino acids.